Messenger RNA from Prorocentrum cordatum, 2414 nucleotides. Lineage: Eukaryota; Dinophyceae; Prorocentrales; Prorocentraceae. The record is from the annotation of a GenBank genome assembly.
CCUAGGGCCACUCUUGCCUAGGGUCACUCUUACGUGCAGCCGACAGGGGCCGUCUUGCUGGCUCGCAGGCGGGUCGAUCGCGGCGCGCCCCGGGCGCGCGGGCCAGAGCUCCCUCGGGGCGGUGCCACCGACGUGGGGCCAGACACCCCGCGCGCGGGCGACAUGCACGCCGCUGGCGCCCCCGCGCAUGGCGAGCCCCCGUGCCCGCGCCCCGCGAAGCGCCUGCGGCCGCCCUCCGCCGGCGGCGGCGGAGCGCGCGAGGCCUCCGCCCGCGAGGCUCUCCUGCCGAGCCGCCGGGAGCCGAAGGAGGUGCGCCGCAGCCGCGCCGAGGACCUGGAGCGCCCGGGCUUGCUGGGCCUGGCGCGCAAGACGGGGUGCGCGCUGGGCUCGGUCCAGCAGGUCCAGCAGAAGGCCGACGGGACGGUCUGGAGCUGGGACUUGCGGUCUCCUGAGCGCGGGCCCGCGCCCGCAGGGGCCGGCGGGCCAGGGGGUCGCCGCGGGGCCGCGGGAGCUCGCCCCGCCGUCAGGCUCGCCGGCCGCCUGGGUCCGAGGCUGCUCGCGGCGACCCCGCAGGCGAGGACGCUGCCGCAGCACUGGGCCAGCGGUCAGGCCGCCACGUGCACGCCCGCGGAGGACGACCGCGCAGCCCCCGCACCGGUGCCCUGCACACCCCGCGCCUUGGGCGGCUGCGCCCGCGCACACCCGACGACGGAGCCAAGCGCGCCCGCGGGGGCAACGCGCGCGGGCGGCCCGCACGCGCAGCCCGCCCCCGACGCGCCGCCCGCGCCCGCGCCGAAGCCAGCGGGCGAGGGCCCGCCGCCGGCGCCCGGCGGCGGCGCCAAGGCACGCCUGGGGUGUCGGGCCUCGCGCGCGGUCAGACAGCUUCCCGGCGCGCGCCCAGAGGCCGGCGCGGAGCUGGAGGGGGUCAGCGCGAAGCCGUCGGCGGAGGGCGGGCAGCUGAGCCCAGCGGUGGAGGGCGACACGCAGCUGGACACGUACGGGUGGCCGUGGGGCGACGAGGGCCUGCAGCCGAGUGCAGCCGAUCGGGCGGGCGCCGCGGCGGAGCUUCCAGGAUCGGCGCAGAGGGGCGACGACGAGGAGACCGAGUCCGAGUCCGACGCCUGGGCGGAGGCAGCCGCCGCAGCGCCGCAGGCUCUCCUUGAGCGCGCGGCACAGGCCGAGCGCGCGGCACAGGCCGGCCACGAGGCGGCCGAAGCCGAGCGCAGGGCGGCGGAGGCCACAGGCGCGGCGGAGGCCGAGCGCAAGGUGGAGGCCGUGCGCGCGGCGGAGGCCGAGCUCAAGGCGGACGCCGAGCGCAAGGCAGAGGCCGCCCGCGUGGCGGCGGAGGCCGACCGCAAGGCGGAGGCCGUCGUGCGGGGCGUGCUGGAAGACGCCCGCACUGUGUGUUCCGCGGUGGGGCCCGCCGUGCAGCGGAUGCAGACCGACCUGGGGGCGGCCGCCGCCGCAGGAGCGCUAACGCUGAAGGACGAGCUCCAGCAGUUCAAGGCCGCCGCGGCCUCGGGCGGCUGCCGCGGCGGCCCGCUCUCCGGCCCGGGCCUGGCGGAGGCCGCCGCGGAGCUCUGGGCGGGCUUCGGCGGCCGCGAGGGCUACGCCGCCUUCGCGGAGUGGGCCGCGGAGGCGCCCUGCGCCGGCGAGGCCCUCGGCGCGGGCGCGGCUGACGAGAGCGAGAAAACCAGAGAGUUGUUGCAGCAUGCUCCAGAGUUACCUUUGGAAUGGUUCACUACCUUCGCGAGGGGACAAAAUCAGAAGCUCGAACAAACCAUUGACAACAUGAGCGUGAUGAACACCAAGAUCGGGGAGAUGAAGAAACACACCAUGGGCAUGGACAGGCUGAUCGAUGUGGAGGCGAGGAACGGGUCUUUUUGCGGCAACCCUCACCUCGAAGACACAGUGGCCCAGAAGUUGAUGAUGAGCGUCGUGCUACCGCCCCUGCAGUCACGCGUGCGCUACGUAGCCGCGCGGGUGCAGUGGUGGCUGCGGCGCCAGGCGGCGCUGGCGCUGGAGCGCAUGCAGGCUCCAGAUGAACGCCUGCCCAACCAGCUCCACUCCCAGUGCCAGGCGGCGCUGUGCUCGCGCCCAGUAGCAUCGCUGGUCGAGGAGGCGAUCGAUGCCGCGGCCGCGGCGGCCGCGGCGCGGAUGCUCUCGGACCUGGACGCGGUAUUGAUGGCGGGUUGCCUGCACCCGCGGUUGCUGUUGCUCCCCGACACGCAGCCGGAGCAAAACCCCGGAGGCCUGCGAGUGGCGUCCCAGUCCGGCGCCAAGCGCCGCGUGCUGGAGGAGAUGCAGAGGCGGUCCAGACGGGGCCAGGACGAGGAGGAAUCCGAUCCAGAGCGUUAGUGGAACACUCUCCGAGAGUUCCGGAGCGCUUCGAGAGGACCGCGGCGCCCGAAACA